Molecule: messenger RNA, 753 nt
Organism: Plasmodium adleri (nom. inval.)
Lineage: Eukaryota; Apicomplexa; Aconoidasida; Haemosporida; Plasmodiidae
Product: phosphoglycerate mutase, putative
Exons: 3
Coding region: 1-753 (250 amino acids)
Biological process (GO): glycolytic process
Molecular function (GO): intramolecular phosphotransferase activity
Source: RefSeq, a predicted model, not a curated record
AUGACUACUUAUACUUUAGUUCUUUUAAGACAUGGUGAAAGUACAUGGAACAAGGAAAACAAGUUCACAGGAUGGACCGAUGUUCCUUUAAGUGAAAAGGGAGAAGAAGAAGCAGUAGCUGCUGGAAAAUACCUUAAGGAAAAGAAUUUCAAAUUCGACGUUGUUUAUACAUCAGUUUUAAAGAGAGCAAUAUGCACAGCCUGGAAUGUAUUAAAAACAGCUGACCUUUUACAUGUUCCAGUUGUUAAAACAUGGAGAUUAAAUGAAAGGCACUAUGGUUCCCUUCAAGGUUUAAACAAAUCAGAAACAGCCAAGAAGUAUGGAGAGGAACAAGUCAAAAUAUGGAGAAGAUCUUAUGAUAUCCCUCCACCAAAAUUAGAUAAGGAAGAUAGCAGAUGGCCAGGACACAAUGUUGUAUAUAAAAAUGUACCAAAGGAUGCAUUACCAUUUACUGAAUGUUUAAAAGAUACUGUUGAAAGAGUUUUACCAUUUUGGUUUGAUCACAUUGCACCUGACAUUUUAGCAAAUAAAAAAGUUAUGGUAGCUGCUCAUGGAAAUAGUUUAAGAGGAUUAGUCAAACAUUUAGAUAACUUAAGUGAAGCUGAUGUAUUAGAACUUAACAUUCCAACAGGUGUACCUUUAGUUUAUGAAUUAGAUGAACACUUAAAGCCAGUAAAACACUAUUAUUUAUUGGACAGUGAAGAAUUGAAAAAGAAGAUGGAUGAAGUAGCCAACCAAGGAAAAGCAAAAUAA